AAAUCAGAGCAGUUCACAAGAUUGUGUUGUGUUUCUUUGCUUACAAAAAAAUUACGUUCAUUUAAACUUCCAUUUAAAUCUUUUCAAUCGUAGAAAAACUGAUUCGUUAUAUUUCUCUCGGGAAAAUUCGGUGAAUUAACAUAUACUAUGGGUAAUAAACAAAGUCAAGCUACUGUUUUCGCUCCAUUGGAUUCGGAAUCGUCAAAAAUAUUCAAUUUGACCAUCGAUUGUUUUGACGAGAUAUUUGAAUAUUUGAACGUGAAAGACUUGCAUUCAUUCGGUCAAACAUGCAAGCGAAUGAACAAAGUGGCCGGCGAAUAUUUCAAACAAAAUUAUUCGUCGGCUCCAAAAGAGUGCAGAGAAGAUGGAAUAUACAUGUAUUGUUGGGACAAAGACGGUGUUGUAAAUAAACGCAUUCAAAUAUCUGGUUUCAAUAGGUUCAUGCCGUGCAUUUCACAUUAUCACCUCAGUCUACCAAAAUAUAUUAAAUCGCACAUAAACGAAUUUGAGUCAACUAACCACAUUCAUCUUAGGGAGCAACGUAUUAAUAGCAUACGAAUUAAGCAUUUUAAACGAAUGUUGCCCCAACUGGAAAUUGUACAGCAUCGAGAAUGUUCAAUGGAUGGUGACUUUUAUGAUUUGAUAUUGAAAUAUUGUAAGAAUUUGAAGGUGAUUAGUGUUCAAAGUUCAGAUGUCGGUAAUCGAAAAAAUGGUAAACUCAAUUGGCUGCUACAAAAAUAUCCUAAGCUUGAACGUUUAGAAUUAAGGCCCAGUGAUUGUUGUCUAAUUGAAGAGCUACGUGAAUUUUUCGUACGCAAUCCAAAUGUACAGAGAUUUUCAACUUCCUCAAAAUUUUUGUCGAAGAAUGGUGACAUACUUUUAAGUUCCAAUGCAAAAUUGGAUAUUUUGCAAGUCAAAAGAUGUAACAUUAUUUCGAGAUUUCCUUUGGAAUUAUUAAAUCGACUCCAUGAACAAGGCUUUUAUAAGCGAUUAUACAUUUACACCAGGAGUGUUGACGAAGAGCUUAGUACUUCAUUAGCCUCAGUCAGAGGUCUCGAGCUACUGUGCAUUUGGCCAUUCGACAAGAGUUAUAAUUUAGCUGAAUUGACCAAUCUUAGAGAAUUAAUUAUUUAUGGUGAGUCGAGUGCUGAGGAUAUGGAGAAUUUAGCAAAUGGCCUGAUAAGACUUGAACGUCUUUACAUUGAUUGGGCUAACGUCAAUGACAUUAUGCCAUUCAUUCGUCGAUCACCGAAAUUGAACAAAAUCAAAUUCAUACCACGGGACGAAGGUGUAGUUUUGAAGUUGGCAAUGUUGAAUGCAGAACGUGCCAAAUUGGCCGGAGCACGAAAAAUAAUAAUUUAUACGCGUGACGAUGUCUUCUUGGCUACUAAAUGGACGACCAGAAACGGUGAUACGAAUUUAAGCUUCAUCGAAAUCAGACGAGCGGAUUCGAUAAAGUGGGAACAUUAUGAUUAAAUACAAAUUUUUAGAAUAGAUCAAAUCAAUAUUCUAUUUGAAUUUAAAAUAUUUUCAUAUUCAUUUUUCAGAAAAAGCUAGUGAAAUUUC
Molecule: messenger RNA, 1566 nt
Organism: Contarinia nasturtii (swede midge)
Lineage: Eukaryota; Metazoa; Arthropoda; Insecta; Diptera; Cecidomyiidae
Exons: 2
Coding region: 148-1476 (442 amino acids)
Molecular function (GO): protein binding
Source: RefSeq, a predicted model, not a curated record